CUGCGGGGCGCAGGCAGCACUUCGCUGUGCGCUGCCCGAGCGGUGCCGGCAGGAGCCGGCGGAGGGGCAGCGGUAUCCCCGCGCCCCGCGGCGGGCUGGACGGCUCCUCGUCCCUGCGUGCCCCGGCGGCAGCGGGCAGUGACAGCUCGGCGGCUGGCUGCCCCGCCGUCCCCUCUCCCCGCCGCCCCAAAACUUCUGCACAAGUUUCGCGGCGGCGUCCGGGCUCCCCUCCGAGCCAGGACCCGCCGGCAGCACUGCGCGGAGCAAUGCGCGGUGCGCGGAGCGGCGCCCGGCCGCCUGUCCCCGUGAAACACCCGGGGUGCAGGGCUGCUCCCGGCCCUGACGUCAUGCUGCGGGCCGGUGCGGGGCUGAUGCUCCGUUCCUGAUGCCGGCUGGUCCGGGCGGGGGGGGAAGAGCACUGACAAGGUCCCGUCUCGGCAGCCGCACUCUCCCUUUCCAGCCCCGCUGCUCCGCUCAUCGCUCCGCGCUCCCCCGCCACUGUCCUCUCUUACAGGGGUCUCUCUCUCUCCCAGCGAAGUUUUCAGGACGAUAAGAGCUUCAGGAGUGUAAGGGGAAUACUUGCUAAACUCUGCCUCCUGUAUUAUUUAUGUCCAAGCAUGAUUUAUGAGGAAUCAAAGAUGAACUUGGAGCAGGAGAGGCCUUUUGUCUGCAGUGCCCCAGGCUGCUCACAGCGUUUUCCAACAGAGGAUCAUCUGAUGAUUCACAGGCACAAACAUGAAAUGACUUUGAAGUUUCCUUCAAUAAAAACAGAUAAUAUGUUAUCAGAUCAGACUCCUACACCAACACGCUUUCUGAAGAACUGUGAGGAAGUGGGCCUCUUCAACGACAUCGAUUGCUCCCUAGAACACGAGUUUAGGAAGGCACAAGAAGAAGAGAACAACAAAAGGAAUAUCUCCAUGCAUAACACAGUUGGAGUAGCAAUGGCAGGACCUGGAUCUCACCAGCUGACAAAUACAAGGAUGCCAAACCAUGACACCAGCGUUGUGAUUCAACAAGCCAUGCCUUCUCCACAGUCCAGUUCGGUCAUUACGCAAGCACCUUCCACAAAUCGACAGAUUGGGCCUGUCCCAGGUUCUCUGUCUUCACUACUGCACCUACACAACCGACAAAGACAGCCCAUGCCUGCCUCUAUGCCUGGCACCCUGCCCAACCCUACCAUGCCUGGAUCUUCUGCUGUACUCAUGCCUAUGGAGCGACAAAUGUCAAUGAACUCCAACAUCAUGGGGAUGCAGGGGCCAAACCUCAAUAAUCCGUGUGCUUCACCUCAAGUCCCCCCAAUGCAUUCAGAAGCCAAAAUGAGACUGAAGGCAGCGCUGACUCAUCAUCCUGCCGCCAUGUCAAAUGGGAAUAUGAACACCAUGGGCCACAUGAUGGAAAUGAUGAGCUCACGGCAGGACCAGACGCCGCACCAUCAUAUGCACUCACAUCCUCAUCAGCACCAGACACUGCCACCUCAUCACUCAUACCCGCAUCAGCACCAGCACCCGACGCACCAUCCUCAUCCUCAGCCUCAUCACCAGCAGAAUCAUCCCCACCACCACUCUCACUCGCACCUUCACGCACACCCGGCACAUCACCAGACCUCGCCGCACCCCCCACUGCACUCCAGUGGACAAGCACAGGUUUCGCCAGCAGCGCAGCAGAUGCAGCCCACACAGACGAUACAGCCACCGCAGCCGACCGGAGGCCGCAGGAGGAGGGUGGUAGACGAGGACCCGGAUGAGAGGAGGCGGAAAUUUCUGGAAAGGAACCGAGCUGCCGCCACGCGCUGCAGACAGAAGAGGAAGGUCUGGGUGAUGUCACUGGAAAAGAAAGCAGAAGAGCUCACCCAGACAAACAUGCAGCUUCAGAACGAGGUUUCGAUGCUGAAAAAUGAGGUAGCACAGCUGAAACAGUUAUUGUUAACACAUAAAGACUGUCCAAUAACAGCUAUGCAGAAAGAAUCGCAAGGAUAUCUAAGUCCCGAGAGCAGUCCUCCUGCGAGCCCGGUCCCAGCUUGCUCCCAGCAGCAAGUCAUCCAACACAACACCAUCACAACCUCCUCCUCUGUCAGCGACGUCGUGGGAAGCUCCACUCUCACCCAGCUCGCCAGCCACAGAACAGACAUCAACCCCAUUCUUUAAAGGUGGUUGGUCAGAAACUGCUAGGGGAGUGUGGUAGCGUAUCAAAGCGUCCUCUGUGCUAAGGACAUUUGCAACUGUAACUCAAGCCUGGAAGAUUCCUCAGUUCUUGAAAGACUCUGGCUUUCAUUUUUAUAGUUAUUAAAAUGUCUUUUAUACUUAGUUACAUGAAAGGGAGUUAUGCAAUUAAUAUGUUAUCAGCUUGAGAAAUGCUUUGGUGCUUUCUCCAUUUUUUUUGGUACCAGUUACUUGUUUAUAAACCUAACUGUUUCUGUACAUAGUCAUGUUUCCUUCUCACCAAUCUAGCCUGAAGCCUCAGAGAUACCAGGUUGUGUUAAACUGCAGCUUGUUAGCCAGAGUGAGGCAUGAAAAGUAUUAAACAGAGUCAUAUGUAGGUAACUAGGAGUAAUUAGGCUAUAAAUACAGAGAGAAGGGAUCUGCUGACAGCAUAGUAAAGAAAGAGUUAGCGUUGUGCUAUCAGCAGACCCCAUCUUGCAUUCAGAGCCUCUUUCAAAGCAGUUAUAUAGGAUGUGGCUGUCAGGACAAAAUCGAGCCCAAAUAACACGUUCUUUUGACUAGACCUCCCCCUUCUCCUCCCCUACCCUGGCCUUUUUCUCCUCCAGUUAUUCCCACACCUUCCUUUUCCCUUCCCAAAAUCUUUUCAUCCCCAGCUUUUUCUCUUUUUCUACCCUGCUUUUUUUUUCAUUCCAAGGCUUUCUCACUUCCCUCUCUUUUUCUUAAAGAAUGGUGAUGAACAAGCAAAAACUUCAAGCCCAGCUAAAAACUGUCGGUGCAGCUGCUGCUUUCACUAGCUCUUCACCUGCAGCUGGGCUGUGCUGAGCAUUUGGCUUUUUAAAAAAAGAAAUGCUCCUGAUUUAGUGUUUUUAAUAAACAGUGAAAGGCAAAAGCAGUGCAGCCCCAGGUGAAGCAGGAUUGAGAGCCAGCUGUGUUGAUGCUAGCAGCUCUGUGAGCUUCUGCAGCGAGGUACAGGCAUAGCGAACAACACCUGAGAAUCACAGGAAUUCUUUUGCACUGCCAGUCAUUAACAUAGAAAAAUCCAUGUAGUAUAUAAUAAUUCAGAAAAGUUCUGUCCCCUAACCCGAUUGCGUUGUUCUAGCAACAAAAGCUAACAGCCUCAGGUUUCACAGGCUAUAAAUGAGAAAUAAAUCAGUGUAAUGGUUCUGACCAGCCGGAAAAAUGCCAGUUUUAAUUCCCAGGGAAAGACCUGCUCUCUGCAGGCAUUUGUUUAAGCAUCCAUGGACUGAUCCCGACCUGGCAGACAGCAGUGUAGCUUCACUGACUUUAAUGGCACUUAACACCCCUUUACCGCGGGUAAGGAAUUGUCUCAUUAGGACACUAAAUAAUUUUUAGAAGGCGUGCAGCUGCUAAGAAGCACUGCAGGUAUGGCAAAUCCCACUGCACUCUGGAUAAAAUUCCGUCCUGCAAAGAGGGUCUGGAAAAGAGCCUUAUGCCACAAUUAAGGUUUUUGUUUGGACUCUGGGCCUGCCCCUCAGCGUGACUGAUUUGCAUCCCCGAGUGGUACCAGUGAUUGAUGGGAAAAUCAGACGGAGAUGAUGCCAGUUAAUUAUGCUGCCUUGCUUUAUACUGGGACCUGAUUUUGCUCUCAAAUCUGUCAACGGCAAAACCUCCUGCUGAUUACUCAGGGAGCAGGCUCCGAGCUGGUGAUAAAUGUUCAAACAUUUUGAGCUACAACUUUAAUAGCAAAACCUAAUUCACGUUAUUCCUGGCAAAUCCUCUAACCAUGAACAUGCUUUGUUCCAAAGCAAAGUUCUCCUCAUCUAAGACUGUGUCUUUGGGUUUUAGAGGAGUCUUGGGUUUGAGAAGGGUGGCUCAUCUCCAUGCAGGAGGGAGAGUGAAAAACAUGAAGCUUGAGGCACUGUAAGGAGCAGGGCCAUCCUGGAAGGGAAAGCAAAAUUCUGAGGAUCAUUCAUUUCUGAAUUAGUUCAUAUCUCGCUAACUAAUUUUUUAUCAGUAUACUUUUCUUUAACAGCUCACGUUCCAUUUAUGCAAGUACAUUCAAAAAAAAGAUUUUUAAUGUACAGUGUAAAUCUUGACUUGAUUAUAUAGUCUAAGAACCAAAAAGUUACAAAAAAAUACAAAUGUAAAGGAUUUUCUAUUAUAUUUUAGACAAACAAAUACUUUUAAAGUGUUUUAAAUACUGAAUCUAUAAUUUUUUGUUAACCUCCAGUUGUAAUAGCUAAAUGGUUUUGCUUCAUCAUGGCUCCCAAGGGAACUUUUUUCAAAUAUGCAGUCGAGCAAAAUAUUCCAGCUGAGUAUCCGCUAUGUAAAAAAAAACCAAAUAAGCCAUUUCCCCUGUGUCUGAAUUUCAUCAUUCACCAUGAAAAAGAAAAUGUCAUCGCAGGGUUAAUUUAAAAACUUUUCCUUUAUAUGGGUAGCACUUAAAUACAUUAAAAAAUAAAAAUCAAAGUUGUUGGUAAUAUUAGAAUACCCAGUUGAGCUACACUGCACUAGAAUUACGGUUUAGCUUCAUUUUAUUCAGUCUCCUCAAUUAAAAUAUUUAGCUGUUAAACUGAAAGCCUCUACAUUAAAACGAAGAAAAAAAAAAAGAAAAACAAAGAAAAACUACAAAAACCUUGCCUAAGUUUUGUUAAAUUCAGCUACUUGAGAGUUUGACUGAUGUGUAUUAUAUAUAGCUCAAUUAUUUCUUUUUUUAAUGCUAACUAGGCAAGCCAACUACACAUGUUGGCCUAAAUGUGUAAUUACAAUGAAAUGUCUCCUCUCUAUACUAUUGGCCUUUAGGUAUAAUCCUUGCUAGUGAUGUGGAAAUAAGUAAAAGAUGAAAAGCUA
Pezoporus occidentalis (night parrot) is the source of this 4970-nucleotide messenger RNA. It is a transcript of the gene CREB5, whose product is annotated as cAMP responsive element binding protein 5. Gene Ontology annotation, molecular function: DNA-binding transcription factor activity, RNA polymerase II-specific; cAMP response element binding. Bases 618 to 2144 code for a protein of 508 amino acids. The record is from RefSeq and is a predicted model, not a curated record. The transcript has 11 exons. NCBI's taxonomy places the organism in Eukaryota, Metazoa, Chordata, Aves, Psittaciformes, Psittacidae. Gene Ontology annotation, biological process: regulation of transcription by RNA polymerase II.